Messenger RNA from Talaromyces stipitatus ATCC 10500, 1071 nucleotides. Its product is annotated as DNA photolyase, putative. NCBI's taxonomy places the organism in Eukaryota, Fungi, Ascomycota, Eurotiomycetes, Eurotiales, Trichocomaceae. Gene Ontology annotation, molecular function: FAD binding; DNA binding. The coding region runs from base 1 to 1071 and encodes 356 amino acids. The record is from RefSeq and is a predicted model, not a curated record. Gene Ontology annotation, cellular component: cytoplasm; nucleus. Gene Ontology annotation, biological process: entrainment of circadian clock by photoperiod; circadian regulation of gene expression. The transcript has 5 exons.
AUGCGUCCUUGCUGUGCGGCGGAAGGCAUGAUCGAUCGCUCAUCCCAAAUUCCGUCGGGGCGUCAUCGUAAACACGUACCUAGUGCUAUCCUGACACCGUACAGAUCUGCGACUGCACGAUUCCCCAACACUACAAGCUGCACUGGCCCUGCAGCCCUCAGUCUUCAUUUCACACCGCAAUCUGAUCUCACAAAGCUAUGGAAAGCAUGGGGAAUUACACAUUUGGUCUUUGAAAAAGAUACAGACGCGUAUGCGAAGCACCGCGACGAGCAAAUCAUCAAACUUGUAGAAAAUGCUGGGACCGAGAUUUUAGUCAGCAAUGGGAGGCCUCUCUUCAAUCCAGAUUAUAUUGUGAGAAAAAACAACGGGGAGCCGACAUUAAGCAUAAACAAGUUGCUCAAGGCUUCGGAAAAUAUGGACAGUGAUAUUCCAGACAAACCACUUGGUACACCGGAAUCUGUGCCCGACCCUUGGGAAGAUGCGAAAAUGAAUCUAGACAGCCUGGAACAUAAUAUGCCCGAAUAUGGCUACAAUCUGCUGCUAGGUCAGCUUUUGUUCGGGGAAAUGUUUUUUAGUGCUCAAGCCGCCUUGGGACACACGUCUUCGCAGACAUUUGGAAACAAGAUCGCCCAUUCAUUCCAUGGCGGCUGCAAUCUACUCAUUCAGAGUCAUCAAACGGAAAGUUCAUUCGAGAUAACACGUAUGCCGUCGAUUCAGAAGAAGCCGCAGCAUGGUUUCGUCAAUGGAGUGUGUUUCUUGACUCGUGGAGGCUGUUACGUUAGUUGGGAGCAAGGUGUGGAAGUGUUUCAGGAAUGGCUAAUUGAUCAUGAAGAAGCAUCCAAUGUUGGCAAUUGGAUGUGGCUGUCAUGUACAGCCUUCUUUAGCCAAUACUACCGAUGCUAUUCACCGAUAGCCUUUGGUAGAAGGUGGGAUCCGAAUGGUGAUUUCGUUCGCCGAUACUGUCCAGAGCUGAAGGAUUACGACAAGAAAUACAUAUACGAACCAUGGCGUGCUCCAAUAAAAGAUCAAAAAAACAUGGGGAUGCCGUGUUACAGACGAUGGGACAUAUGA